CAUGCAGACUAUAUCGCGCUACUAUAGCAACGCCUUUUCUGACAAUGACAAACAGCAAGCUAUUAAUGUCUUCUUGGGGCUAUACAAACCCGAAGCGGGAAAAACGAAUGUCUGGGAAUUAGGAACCGAUUUUUAUUUACACAAUCAAGAAUUAUUUACCUUGAAUAGAAAUUUUAUCAAGAGAAAUUACACAAAUUGGUGUUCCCCGGAGAUUGGUGAUUGUCUGCCUCUACCUUACGAUCUAGUCCAUAAAAAACCAGCCACAAUUUACUCUCUAUAUCCGGAUGAUGUCAGAAUAGAUUGGUUCACUGAACGAUAUAAAGGAAAUAAAUACGUAAGCAUUGAUGAUGAAUUCCUUUUUCGUCAGCUUUUGAGCAGUAAAGAAUUUCGGCCUCAAGACUCAUCUCGAAAGAAGUUAACAAAAAACGUAUCAUCGAAAUGCUCAGAAGAUGGAUCAGAAAAGGAAGAAAGUAGCUCUUCAAAUGAGGAAGAAGACUACGAUUAUGACUUUGAUUUAUCCUUACCAAAAUCUAGAGCUAUUUCUAGCUAUGAAUCAAAAGAAAAUACUAAGACUUAUUUUAACAAUAUGAAAGAAUCGUACGGUAUGGAAUUAAACAAUCUAUCCUCAAAUUCAAUUGACAAUGAACUAUAUAAAAACUAUUCGGAAAUGUACGAAUGUGCCACUGGCAGAAAUAAGACAAAAAGCUAUUUCAGUUUAAUAAACAGAGGAUCGAAUGAAGUUUUGGCCCUUAAAUUACAAAGCGAUCAAACAAUAAAAGAUUCUAGAGAAGUUUACUCGAAAACAGUGAAAUCUGCUACUGUAUCCGAUGCCUGGGUGUUGUCAAGCCCACCUAUAUUUUCAAAGAUUUGUUAUGAAGAGUAUUUUUCUCUUGGCCAUCAAUAG
This is a messenger RNA of Dimorphilus gyrociliatus, 904 nucleotides long. Lineage: Eukaryota; Metazoa; Annelida; Polychaeta; Dinophilidae. The record is from the annotation of a GenBank genome assembly.